CCUCAACACCAUCCAGCACCCCUAGCACCCCUAGCACCACGAACACACACAUUGAGGGGCAGGAGACUCGGUAGUAGCAUUUUAAAAAUUAUGAAGAACAAGCUUCAAAAAUAAUGUUGGGAGACUGCUAGAAAACGCACCUGUUAACGGCUGAUGUGGGAAGAGACAUCGUGAUCGAAGUUACAACUCCCAUUUCAAGAGCAGCUUGCACGUAACCGUCUAUUUUUCUGCUACAUACUUGAUUGCGGCGUCGACAACAUACCUCGAACGAGGAGACAAUAGCAAUGGACAGCUUCCUCUCCCAACUGUCAUUCAGCCACGAUGCAUCUGCUUCUUACACAGUAUAUGCUGUAUGGCUUGGUAGCCUCAGUAUCAGCCUCUACCUAGCCUACCGGUGGGCGUUGCCAAAGCCGAUACCCGGGAUUCCUUACAACAAAGAGGCUCUCAAGACAGUCUUUGGCGAUGCACCUUCUCUGGUAAAGCACACAACUAAGACCCAGGAGCUGUACUCUUGGAUGGUAGAACAGAACAUAAAACUUCAAUCUCCUAUUAUUCAGCUCUUUGUCCGACCGCUGGCGAAGCCUUGGGUUGUUAUUGCUGACUUCCAAGAGGCUCAGGACGUUCUAAUCCGUCGCACAAAAGAGUUUGACAAGUCGAUCUGGUUCAAGGAUGUCGCUGGUGCUGUUAUGCCUGAAAGCCAUAUCUUUAUGAGAACGACUCCUCGAUUCAAGCAGCAUCGCCGGAUAAUUCAAGAUAUCAUGACCCCUGGGUUCCUGCACAACGUCGCCGCAUUACACAUUUAUAACGUCGGGCAGGACGUUAUCCGUCUCUGGGAGCAAAAGGCUAGAAUUGCCGAAAGACAUCCAUUUUCCGUCAUCCAGGAUGUUCAUUAUGGAGCCCUGGACGCUAUCUGGUCCAUCAUUUUCGGAGAAGACUCAUCAGAUAGUACAACGCGGGCGCAAUUGGAACUAUAUUCAACCAUGAAAUCUGUUAAUCUUCCUAGCAAUAAGAACUCAGAGGUAAAUCUACCACGCGCAGAAUCUUCUGUGGCAGUUCAAUCUGUCAUGACCCAUAGCCAGAGCAUAGACGCAAGCCUCAAGUCGCCGGUGCCUUCAUUGGCACAUUGGGCCUAUAGGCAGACUUCUGCUAUGAAAAAAGCAUUCAAAACCAAGGAGGAAUUUAUUCAAAAGGAGGUUCAGAGGUCUCAGCAAAGAUUGGAAGAACAGGCUGGCAAGAGCGAGGUUCGGUGUGCAGUGGAUAACAUCCUGCGGCGAGAAGCUAUCUUUGCAGAGAAAGAAGGGCGGAAAGUGGACUUCCACUCGAGGUAUGUUUAUGACGAGGUCCUCGGCCUUCUUAUUGCUGCGCACGAUACGACAUCCACUUCGAUCCUAUGGGCGCUCAAGUUUUUGGCCGAUUACCAAGAGGUGCAGACCAAGCUUCGAGAAGCACUUCGAACAGCACACAUGGACGCAGUAGCAGAGAAGAGGUAUCCAACUUUCCAGGAAAUCGUAAAUACCACUUCGCACUACAGGGACGCCGUUGUCGAAGAGAUAUUCCGCGUCUCUCUCACCGAGGCUGCCGUCUGUCGCACGUCCUUGGUCGACACAGAAAUCCUAGGUCAUUUCAUUCCAAAGGAUACCGAGGUCUUCUUCAUGUGUAACGGCCCCAGUAUUUUCUCGUCGCCAUUCGUCAUUGACGAGUCGACACGCAGCCCAACAUACAUUAAAGGCAAUACCUGCAACUGGGACCCGGCUCAUAUGGCUGCCUUUGACCCCGAUAGAUGGCUCGUGGAUCGAGACGGGCAGAAGGUGUUUGACCCCUCAGCAGGGCCACUACUCAUCUUCAGCCUUGGAGAGCGUGGCUGUUAUGGUCGCAAAAUGGCAUAUUUGGAAAUGAGGCUUUUUCUCACUCUGCUGGUCUGGGCUUUCGAAUUUCAAGAGUGUCCGAAGAGUUUGAGCGGCUAUGGAGCUAUUGACAAGCUUGUUCAUGCACCACAGCAGUGCUAUAUUAUGCCUGUGAAGCUGACCCUAUAAUAUACGGCAGAGGAAGACUAUUUAGAGAAUCAAUUCAGG
Messenger RNA from Pseudogymnoascus destructans, 2072 nucleotides. RefSeq lists its product as uncharacterized. The record is from RefSeq and is a predicted model, not a curated record. The transcript has 2 exons. Bases 285 to 2033 code for a protein of 582 amino acids. Lineage: Eukaryota; Fungi; Ascomycota; Leotiomycetes; Thelebolales; Thelebolaceae. Gene Ontology annotation, molecular function: monooxygenase activity; iron ion binding; heme binding.